Gongylonema pulchrum is the source of this 603-nucleotide messenger RNA. The record is from the annotation of a GenBank genome assembly. Lineage: Eukaryota; Metazoa; Nematoda; Chromadorea; Rhabditida; Gongylonematidae.
AUGGUUUUUCCGAAAAUGAGGAUGGAUUGCGCUAGGCGCAGGAAAUACGCAUUGUUUGCUUGUGGAAUGCACACUUUUGCCGCAUUUUGCUUAUUCGUUAGCGAGGCUAAUUACUUAUUGAUGCUACCAUUACUAGUGCGUGGUAUAACACGAUUCUUUGUUCAUGGAAGGGCAGUGAAUUACUUGCUCGGCAUCCAACCAUUUGUUGCAAGCGUACUGCAAGCACUAAUGCUCGCGCUUCACGUCUAUUCGAUUGUUGCCUUUGCGGAGCAACGCGAGUCCUAUUCAAGGUGGAAACCAAGAUAUUUGUUGUUCGUCACUCUGCUAUAUUCACAAGUCACUUAUACAAGCUAUUAUGCGGUCGCUGAAUGUGAAGUCCUGGAUGCAACAGCCACACUUCCAGCAUGGAUUCUGCCUUUCCCCAGACCCUACCCGAGAGACCUUAUCCAAUUCGUCACACUGCUAUAUUCACAAGUCACUUAUACAAGCUAUUAUGCGGUCGCUGAAUGUGAAGUCCUGGAUGCAACAGCCACACUUCCAGCAUGGAUUCUGCCUUUCCCCAGACCCUACCCGAGAGACCUUAUCCAAAACUGCAUAGUAUAA